Messenger RNA from Brienomyrus brachyistius, 4411 nucleotides. Its product is annotated as kinesin-like protein KIFC3. The transcript is spliced from 21 exons. Bases 676 to 3435 code for a protein of 919 amino acids. Gene Ontology annotation, biological process: microtubule-based movement. Gene Ontology annotation, molecular function: microtubule binding; microtubule motor activity; ATP binding. The record is from RefSeq and is a predicted model, not a curated record. Lineage: Eukaryota; Metazoa; Chordata; Actinopteri; Osteoglossiformes; Mormyridae.
CACACACAUACUCUGUGAUAGAUGGAAGGUAUUCUCUGUGAUGGGGUCUGACUGUGAAGCAUCAGAGGUCAGAAUCCAGAGAAACAUUGUCACGCGAAUAUGAUGCGGCCCUCGGUGUCCCAUCGCUGCGCCUAACGUCUGGGAUGGGCUUUCCCCAAACGUCAGGCCUUUAGUCAUCUUAGGCAUGGUGUGGUUUGUUUGGCUUGUGUUUGUGUCUGACGUGUGGAGCGUGUCAGCCGGGUCACUGAUAGGAGUGGCCCAUUUUCUAACUCUCUACUUUCGCUGGUCUGAUGAGCUGUUUUGGAGGAAUGCUGGUGCGGGGCCCACUGUGGUAUCUCGUCCCCACCCCAUGGACUAGGUGUGUCCAGGUGAGCUGAACUUUGGCUUGUUUACCACUGGAGCAGCAGAUCUGACCAUGAUUUGCCGUGGACGCACGGUCUGCCAGCCCUCCCUCAGCUGUCCUGGAACAUUUUACUGGCAAAUCAAGCCUAGGGUUUCACCAGGUGUGCGGAGAGAACUCUCUCUUGCUCUCUGAAACCUGUUGAACAUUCUGUACGUCUGCGAUCUCCUUCGGGGUUUUGACUCUGCUUGGUCUGAACCAAAACACCAAGACCUAGCUUUGAGACCCGAUCUUCCUGGACAUCUUUGCUUCGGCAUCGCUGCUCCUGCCUAGCAAUGUACGUACUCUGCACCAUGAUGGCGCUCUGCAUCCGUAGCCUCCUCCGUCGCUACCGCGCGGUUCCGUCUCCUGGUGACCGCCACGGCGUGGACGAGCCAGGCGGCAGCGGAGAGCUUCAGCUGGUCUGGAGAGUCGGCGUGCGCCACAAGCCGCCUUCACCGGUCAUGCUCGGCGCACGCAGGACCUGGGACUUUGACCACACCCCCUGCUUACAGGAGCUCUGGAAGAGAGACGUCUCAUUCGACGACAGCUCGCUGGAUCUCCUCAUGAGUGACGGCGAGGAGGACACCUCCUUCCUCCCACUGCAGACCUCUGCCUUCCCCCGUCGCUUACUGACCUCUGAACUCCCCAACCCCAGCAACCAACAGCUGCUCAUACAGACCUUGCAGGACAAGGUGUCUGAAAUCCAGGCACGCUUGUGCAGGGAGGACGUCGGCUGGGGCUGUCUGAGCCACGGACCUCAGUCCCAGGAUCUCUGGACCCCGAAGCAGGAGUGCAGAGCUUCGCAGUGUGAGGUUGCACCCUCUGGUGGGGGGGGCUCCUCUCAAGGACCGUCUGAACUGCAUCCAGCAGAGCAGGGGCUUGAGGAGGGAAGCGACACCCAGAACCUUUCACAUGUCAAGGACCCCGGCCAGCAGGCCUUGAUCAGCAGGCUGCAUGCACAGGUGGGACUGCUGGAGGAGAAGCUGCUGGAUCAGACCCAGGAGGUGGAGAGGCUGCGUGCUGGACUGGGGGCAACGGACCUGGAAAAGCAACUAGAAGUCCUAGUGUUGGAGAAUGAGCGUCUCAAACAAGAGCUACGAGAGUGCCAGGACUUGGAGGCUCUCCGCAGGCAGCUGGCCCAGCGUGAUGAGGAGGUCCGGGAACAGCAGCAGCAGCUUCGCGAGCUACAGCGGCAGCUGAACCAGGAGGCGGCGAGAGCGACGCAACUGGAGCAGGUACUCCAGGAGCGGGAGACAGAACCACAGCCGAGCCAGAGGCUGAGAGCCCCGUCCAGGCAGACAACGCUGCCCCCUCAGGCCAAGUAUUUGGCAGGUGUGGGUGAGAUGGAUUUUCCCCGGCACAAGCAGACCCUACACGAGGCCCAGAACCAGGUCUUGCAGGAGCAGCUCGUGGUCCAACAGGAUCUUUUUCUUGAGCUGCAGCAGCAGUUGCAUGAGUCUCAGCGAGUCAGCAGUCAGCUGCGUGCACAGGUCUUGACAUAUGAGGGGGAAAUAGAGCGGUGCCAGGGCCAGCUGGAGGUGGAGAUGCAGAUCCUGGAGGAGGAGAAGAACCGUGUCAUCGAGGAGGCCUUCGUCCGGGCCGAGAGCGAGAUGAAGGCAGUACAUCAGAACCUGGCAGGCGUACGAAUGAACCUUCUGACUUUGCAGCCUGCCCUGCGCACCCUCACCUGCGAUUACAACUGCCUGAAGAGGCAGGUGCAGGAUUUCCCCUUCAUGCUGGAGAAGGCCAUCGCUGAGGCCAAGCAGGAGAUCUGUCAUGUGAUCAGGGAAGUGAGCAGCACCAACCGGGAGCUUCUGCGCAAGUACAAGAGAGAGAUGAACCUGAGGAAGAGGUGCCAUGACGAGCUGGUCCGUCUUAGAGGAAAUAUCCGUGUCUUCUGCCGAGUCAGACCUGUAGGCCAGGAGGCCACAUCGAGUGGGUCGAGGAGCGUUGUGACCUUUGACCCUGAUGACGACGCUCUGCUCCACCUAGCAAGCAAAGGGAAGCUGAUGACUUUCGAGUUGGACAAGGUGUUUCCCCCACAGACGACGCAGGAGGAGGUUUUUCAGGAAGUCCAGUCCUUGAUCACGUCUUGCAUUGAUGGCUACAAUGUUUGCAUAUUUGCUUAUGGACAGACAGGUGCAGGCAAGACCUACACCAUGGAGGGGGUGGCAGACAACCCAGGCAUCAACCAAAGGGCACUGCAGCUGCUUUUCUCAGAGGUGUCAGAGAAGGCCCCCGACUGGGAGUUCCGCAUCACCGUCAGCAUGGUGGAGAUUUACAAUGAGACGCUCCGGAACCUUCUGGGCGAUAACCCCAGUGAGAAGCUGGAGAUUAAGAUGUGUCCGGAUGGCAGCGGGCAGCUGUAUGUGCCAGGACUCACAGAGAUUAGCGUGCAGAGUGUGGAGGACAUCAACAGGGUCUUCAGCCUGGGUUAUGUGAACCGAGCUACUGCCUGCACCAACCUGAACGAGCACAGCUCCCGCUCGCACGCCCUCCUCAUCGUCACCGUGGCCGGGGUCAACGCCACGACGGGUCACCGCACGUCAGGUAAACUGAACCUAGUGGACCUGGCAGGCUCGGAGCGCAUCUCGCGAUCGGGCGCUGAAGGCUCCCGCCUGCGGGAGGCGCAGUGCAUCAAUAAGUCCCUGGCCGCCCUGGGAGACGUCAUCCACGCCCUGCGCUCCCGCCAGCCCCACGUGCCGUUCCGGAACUCGCGGCUCACCUACUUGCUGCAGGACUCGCUGAACGGGGACAGCAAGACCCUCAUGAUGGUGCAGGUGUCCCCACUGGACAACAACAUGAGCGAGUCUGUGUGCUCCUUGAAGUUUGCCCAGCGCGUGCGAUCUGUGGAGCUGGGCCCUGUGAGUGCCACCCGCAGGCCGGCUGACUGCUCCCCCAACUCGGCCUCCCCCACCCACGACAGCGUGGAGCUGGACUCUCCGCCGGUGACUCCCGUACCACUGCCCAUCUCCCGCAUCAGCAGCUCGGGCUCCAUCUCUGCGCUGUCCGGCGCCCGCAGGAAGUCCCAGUCACACCUCUCCUCAGACUGACUUGUAGACAGAGGCAGCUGAUUGGUGACACAGUGGGCAGGACGGAUGAAGCUGGCUGCUUCAUAAGACCUCAAGGACCAUACAGAACCAGAGCUCUGGAGGACCAUGGCAGCACCUGAUUGGUUCCCAUCCAGCCAAUGGAAUAUCUUUUUGUCUCAAACUGCUGCAAAGAUUCACCAUUGAUUGCACCCUGGGUGAAAUAAGCUACCCACUCAGGGGCUGUUUUUUUUUGGCUAUUUGGGCACUGCACUGGCCAGUGUCCUCUCUCACUAAUUGCAGUGGAGGGUGCAAAACAGGGCACAGUACAAUUGCCCACAGGCCACCUGUCUGCCAUUUUGGUCCUGGAUCGUCUCACUUCUGCAGCCUGUGAUGUGAGACUUUCACAGACAGUAUUUAAAAUAAGAUGCACUUUAAUGAAAGAUUUUGAUUUUUAUGCAAUCUAGGUAUAACAGGACCUGGAGUCCUGCAGUGGUUUUAUUUCCAAUCCUGCGAUUUAAGUGCAAAGCGUAAUCCUGUACAGCAGAUGCUUGUAACUGCUAGUUAUCUUAACACCUGUAAAGAUUAAAAUCUACAAUGCAUGCACACCUCCAGCCUAGAUUUUGCCGUCUGCUUCUAAGCAAACCGAAGACUGGGAAACGCUUGUUUCGGUACAAUCCGUAUCAUCGUGUGACUCUGGGGGAGUAUGACGAACUGAAGUGGACAGUUUUAAUGGGGAUGACUCAUCUGCUCAGUCAAGUGUUACGAGAAACGAAUCUCCUCUGGCGUCUGUUGCUGAUACAUCUGCAGUUUUGAUGGGUACUUGCUCGCGCUUGGCUAUAUGUCGGAAAAAUGUUGAUUUCUUGUUUUUAUAUUUUUAAUAAAAUGAGAGUAUAUUCCUCCAAUUAUUUUUUUUUUCUUUUAAGCAUUGAUGGGGCUUGUGAAUUCAGUGAAUUCCAUGAAUGUGGACACUUUGUGAGAAGUAAAAUUUUAAACUUUA